GCUGAAAUUUAUAAACAAAAAUUAAAAAUAUUUUAUAACCUAUCAUCCGAUGUCUAGCAAAAGAUCGUCUUACAUUCACAAUUCCUCAAAAAAUCUGUGUAGCCCAUAAUCCACCGAAAUGUAUUAAAUAAAAUUAAAUCACCGAUGUGGCAACGAUGGUCUUGAAAAAUUUGUCAACUUGGUGCAUUUGUGCUGUUUUCUGCUCCUCCCAAAGAUAUAUUUUUAUUUUGCAGCUGGAAAGUAGUGUUUCUUCAAAAUGGUGGAAUUUGUAUUUAACAAAGAGUUUUGAAUAAUAUUUUUACGAAAACUUGCGGCUUUAAAGUGCUACAAUUGUAAUCGUUUGCUUGCAAAACCAACGCAACUAUUCUAGCUAGAAGUUUAGGUGGCUUACAAAACCAGCAGUAUAUUUAUUAAAACCUCUCCUACUCGUCUAAAGGUCGUCAAAAUUGAUACCGUCGCAAUAAUAACGUCGAGCACCUGCAACGCCAAAGAUAGCGUUUGCAAAAGCUCCAGUGGCGUUAGUCUAGUGCCAAGCUGUAGUGGUGCUGCUGGAAAAGUGCAGUUAAUACCUGGACCAGGAUUAGUGGCGACAAGUAAAAUGUCGGGUGAUCAGAAAACCCUGCUAAAGGGACACUCAUCGCAGUAUGUUAAGUUGAAUGUGGGUGGCAGGUUGUACUACACCACGAUUGGUACACUGACCAAACACGAUACCAUGUUGAGUGCAAUGUUCAGCGGACGUAUGGAAGUGCUAACUGAUUCGGAAGGUUGGAUUUUAAUCGAUCGUUGUGGCAAUCACUUCGGCACCAUACUGAACUAUUUACGUGACGGUACGGUACCGCUACCAGAAUCUCAUAAAGAAAUAGCUGAAUUGCUUGCCGAGUCAAAAUAUUAUUGCAUCACCGAAUUGGCCAUGUCAUGCGAGCGUGCACUACUAGCACAUCAGGAACCCAAACCAAUUUGUCGUAUACCAUUAAUUACAUCGCAAAAGGAGGAGCAACUAUUGAUAAGUUCAUCGUCAAAGCCAGCUGUAAUUUUGGUAGUGCAGCGACAAAAUAAUAAAUAUUCAUACACCAGCACAUCAGAUGAUAAUCUGCUGAAAAAUAUCGAACUUUUUGACAAACUGUCUUUACGUUUCAAUGAGCGCAUACUAUUCAUCAAAGAUGUCAUUGGACCAAGUGAAAUAUGUUGCUGGUCAUUCUAUGGACAUGGUAAAAAAGUUGCUGAAGUAUGUUGCACGUCCAUUGUGUAUGCCACAGAUCGAAAACACACAAAAGUCGAAUUCCCCGAAGCGCGUAUAUAUGAGGAAACGCUGCAAGUACUUUUGUAUGAGAAUCGUAAUGCACCAGAUCAGGAAUUAUUGCAGGCAACAUCAUCGGUACGCGGUGCUGUGGCGGCGCCCGGCAUGCAGCAGUACACCAGUGAUGAGGAGGAGGAACGCACCAGCUUGGCACGUUUACGUUCGAACAAACGCAAUAACCCCACUUGAUUCAUGAAACAAUACGUUGGAUGACAACGCACCGCAUUUCCCUAACUUUGGCGGGAUGUUAGCGGAGGUAGUGUGUAAAUCGCCAAAGAAUGAUACUAUUAUGGGAAUUUGAAAACAUGCGUACGCGAUUAAAAUGCUAAAGACAAAUUUUGCUCGAAAAUUUACAAUAAAACUGUAUGUUCAGUGCACGAAAGACUAGACGCAUAAAAUUACGCUAAAGGUCUAUACUACAUAAAUUCUUAAACGUAUUUGCCAUGUUCGGGCACAUUAACAUACUUAUUUUUUUAUAUCACAAUUUUUUUCACCACAUAAAAUCAUAUGCAUAUAAAUAUGUUGAUGAUCUGUUGCUUAACAAUUGUACACGCUAUAGUAUUAAAUGCAUACACAAACAUUCUCAUUAUCAGUUUGCAAUUUACAAAUUGCUCUUUAGUUUCAUAUUUAUACAAUUGCGUUUGUUGCCAGUGCGGAACUGAUAAGUUUCACGGACGCGGUUUAUAUUUAAAAUUAAUUUUUUUAUACUUACACACAGGCAGAUUGUAAGAUCCAUACAUACAUAUAUAAUUUACAUACCAACAAAUAAAAAUUAUCGCAUUGAUGAAUCAAA
This is a messenger RNA of Zeugodacus cucurbitae (melon fly), 2090 nucleotides long. Its product is annotated as BTB/POZ domain-containing adapter for CUL3-mediated RhoA degradation protein 3. The record is from RefSeq and is a predicted model, not a curated record. The coding region runs from base 599 to 1486 and encodes 295 amino acids. Lineage: Eukaryota; Metazoa; Arthropoda; Insecta; Diptera; Tephritidae. Gene Ontology annotation, molecular function: protein binding. Gene Ontology annotation, biological process: protein homooligomerization. The transcript has 2 exons.